GGAGAGAGAGAGAUGUAGCUCUGGAGCCAUGUAGCAUCAGCGAGCUAACAGAGAGAAAGACAGAGAGACACACACACAGAGAGAGGGAGAGACAGAGAGAGAGAAAGACAGAGAGAGAGAGAGACACACACACAGAGAUAGAGAGAGACAGAGAGAGACAGGUUUUCAACCUUGUGACCAAACAUCGUCAGGCUCAGCAGUUUCUCCACCUUCCUCCUCCAUCUUCCUCUUCCAUCCUCCUCCUCCAUCUUCCUCCUCUUCACUGACGAGAACAUCCCCCUCCUCCUCCUCUCAGGAUGCUCGACAACAUACUCCCCUGGGUCUUUUGUUUCCCCGUACCUCGGAGGAGGAAGCAUACCAGGACUAUGUGCACAACCCAACAGAGAACAACAAACCUCCUCUGCACAGCAUCCUGCUCGCUAAUGUUCAGUCUCUGGACAACAAGCUGGAUGGACUGUGACUGUGCAUCACACUGGAGAGUUCUCUUUGUACAGAUGCGACAGAAAUAAAAGGUGUGUGAUGCAGCUACUGCGUUGUGAUAGCCAGGAGUCAUUGCUAAGCGCUGGCUGUGUGUCGUCUCUGGAGCUCAGGAUGGACCAAUCAGUGAUCAUUAAACCUGUUCACUCGUCCCUGCUCGGACAGGACUACUGCUUCGAGGUAACAACCUCGACAGGCACCAAAUGUUUCUCAUGUCGUUCGGCGGCAGAGCGAGAUAAAUGGAUGGAGAACCUACGACGAGCCGUUCAUCCCAACAAAGACAACAGCAGAAGGCUGGAGAACGUUCUGACGCUCUGGGUCAUUGAGGCCAAAGACCUGCCCGCCAAGAAAAGGUACUUCUGCGAGCUGUGUCUGGAUGACAGUCUGUAUGCUCGGACAUCAUGUAAACUGAAGACGGACAACAUCUUCUGGGGUGAACGUUUUGACUUCAGCAAUCUGCCGUCUGUCAGCGCCAUCACCCUCCACCUUUACAAAGACACAGACAGAAAGAGGAAGAAGGAUAAGAGCAGCUAUGUCGGUUUGGUCAACAUCCCUGUUCCCAUGGUGACAAGCAGACAACUAGUGGAGAAGUGGUACUCAGUGAGUACGCCCAGUACAAGUCGAGGUAAGUCGUCAGUGCCCUCAGUGCGAAUCAAAGCUCGUUACCAGAGCAUCGUGAUCUUGCCAAUGGAGCAGUACAAAGAGUUUGCAGAGUACAUCAGCUCCAACUACCUGCUGCUGUGCAACACGCUAGAGGCCGCCAUCAGUCUGAGAGCUAAGGAGGAGCUUGCUGCUGCACUUGUCCACAUCCUGCACAGCACCGGGAAGGCUAAGGACUUCCUCACAGACCUGAUGAUGUCAGAGGUGGAUCGUUGCCGUGACAAUGACCAGCUGAUCUUCAGAGAGAACACCCUGGCGACAAAAAGCAUCGAAGAAUACCUGAAGCUGAUUGGGCAAAAGUACCUGCAGGAUGCCCUCGGUGAGUUCAUCAAAGCUCUCUAUGAGUCAGACGAGAACUGUGAGGUCGACCCGUCUCGCUGCUCGACCUCUGACCUCGCAGAGCAUCAGGCCAACCUGAGGAUGUGCUGCGAGCUCGCCUUCUGUAAGAUCCUCGACUCAUACAGGGUCUUCCCUCGGGAGCUGAAGGAGGUGUUUGCGUCAUGGCGACAGGAGUGUGGUAACCGGGGUCGACCUGACAUCAGCGAGCGUCUCAUCAGCGCCUCGUUGUUCCUGCGCUUCCUUUGUCCCGCUGUGAUGUCACCAUCGCUGUUCGACCUGAUGCAGGAAUACCCUGACGAGCGCACAGCAAGAACUUUAACUCUCAUCGCCAAAGUCAUCCAGAAUCUUGCCAACUUCAGCAAGUUCGGCACUAAGGAGGAGUACAUGCUGUUCAUGAACGAUUUCGUGGAGCGACAGUGGAGCAGCAUGCAGCGUUUCCUGCAGGAGAUCUCAAACCCAGAUGGACUGAACCACAUGGCAGGCUUCGACGGAUACAUCGACCUCGGCAGGGAGCUGUCAAGUCUGCACACCUUGCUUAACGAGCUCGACCAGGCGUCUCUGUCGAAGCUUGGCCCUCUUCCUCGGAUCCUCAGAGAUGUGUCGACGGCGCUGGCUAACCCUGGGGUCGUGGUUAAUCAUGGGGGUGUGUCCUCUCCGGAGCCUCAGCGGGUAGUGUCUCCGCCCUCACUCUCUCCACCCCCUCUGUCUCCACCCCUCUCCCCCCCACUGGCCACCUGUAAUCCCUCCAUCGGCCUGCAGGGAGGCGUCGGACUGGACGGAGGCUUGGUGGAUUUUACCAGACUUCCUUCUCCGACUCCAGAAAACAAAGAUUUGUUUUUUGUCACUAAAGGAUCAAGUCUUCAGCCUACGUCAGGCCUGCAGGGCUCUCCGGCUCCGAGCUCUUCCUACUCAGAGCCCAAUGAGACAGAGGCUGCCUUUGAAAUUAUCAAUGGAGCCAAGAGGGAGGGGCCAGAGCUAACCAAUGAGAGCCGCAGUCGGUCUCUGGUCGACCUGCAGGACUCCUCCCCUAGCGAUGGCCUAGACGACAACCAAUGGCAGCGCAGGACGGGGCUCCUCCCUCUGUCCUUCCAGAACCCAGUGUAUCACAUGACUACCACGUCUCCACGACAACCACAGCAGCAGACAGACGCCACGCCCUCGGAUGGCUCAGUGGGGUCUCAGGGAAACGCAGACGAGAGGAUCACCUUGGCGACAAAACCGGCUUUUCUAACCCAGAUGUCCGUAGGGCUCGGAGGGGGGGAAAGGACUUCAGCCAUGUCGAGUAGCAGCAGUGGAGAAGAAUACUCGAGAAGAGCACUGUCACUGACUGACACGCUGACAGGUGGUCCCACCCCCCCUCGUCAGAACUCAUCAGGCCCUCAGAGACGUAUCGAUCAGCCUCCUCCCCCGAACUCUGCCCCGCCAGGACCACCUCGAGGCAGGACACCUCCCAGCAUGCUCAGUGGCAGCGGGGGCUCCGCCUACCCCCCUCGCCCUGCCUCCGGCAGCAUGAUGUCAUCGAGCCCAGAUUGGCCAAGCAGUGGCCAGACGCGUCUCAGACAGACGUCAUCAUCGUCUAAAGGAGACAGUCCGGAGAAACAACGUCCUGCUGCCAAGGUAAUCAGUCUGUUACUAUAG
Molecule: messenger RNA, 3114 nt
Organism: Paralichthys olivaceus (Japanese flounder)
Lineage: Eukaryota; Metazoa; Chordata; Actinopteri; Pleuronectiformes; Paralichthyidae
Source: RefSeq, a predicted model, not a curated record